Messenger RNA from Alnus glutinosa, 618 nucleotides. Its product is annotated as putative RING-H2 finger protein ATL53. Bases 1 to 618 code for a protein of 205 amino acids. The transcript has a single exon. Lineage: Eukaryota; Viridiplantae; Streptophyta; Magnoliopsida; Fagales; Betulaceae. The record is from RefSeq and is a predicted model, not a curated record.
AUGGCAAGCAACGACGUGACCACGCCGGUGGAAUCCUUCGAGAUAGGACCCAACGACGGUUCCCCGUUAUCGGAGGGUGAGUUGUGGGUCAAGUUCCUUGCGGUGAAUCUAGAGCACCCAGAAGAGGAAGAGAUCCUCCGAGUCCGUGUGCAGCGCAGCCUGUUGUCAUGCGAGCAAUCCGCAAAAUCCAUAAUACCACUGCUGCUUUCCUGCACGAACCUCCCGGAGCAAUUUCACCGUUGUCCUGAAUUCAUCAGAACUGUAUCGGAGUACGUUUGUAAUUCAUUGCCCAAUGAGACGCACCAAAUGUAUGUCUACGGCCAUGUGGUUGGAGAUGCCAUAGACCCAAGUAAGUGUGCCUGGUCUUACUGUUUGUCGCCGGAGAAAUUCAGUUGCACUGACGAGCUGGUUGUGCUGUCACGCCGGUGGUCUGAAAUGCAAGCGCUGGAGGAGGUCAAGCUCGAAGAAGCUUCGGAGUGUGCCAUUUGCUUACAGGACCUUCUUGUUGGGGUUGAAGCUUCUAAGUUGCCAUGCUCUCACGUCUACCAUGUUGACUGCAUUGUUGAGUGGUUUGAUCGGAGUAACCAGUGUCCCUUGUGUCGUUCCCAAGUUUUCUAA